ACGUCACUAGAGGUACGCCAUAUCUCUAUCUCUACGUUAGUUUUUUGAUCGCCUCUAUAUAAAGAUGGACUUAACCAGCAAAGUGAUUGUCAUCACAGGUGCAGCUAGAGGUAUAGGUAGAGCUUUAGCGACAGGUUUACUGGAGAAAGGAGCGAAGGUUUGUUUAUCAGACGUCAGGGAAGACUUAGGAAAUAAAACUGAGAAUAGUCUGGCCACAACUUACGGUCAUGAUAAUGUUUUAUUCGUGACAUGUGACGUCAGGAGUGAGGACCAGUAUAAACAUGUGUUUCAAGUAGCCAAGGACAAAUUUAAACAUGUCGAUAUCGUUAUUAACAAUGCCGGCGUAUGCGACGAAGAAAACUGGGAAAAAACUGUUGACGUGAACCUGAAAGGAUGCAUCCGGGGAACAAAACUUGCUGCUGAUGUUUUAAGGAAGGACCGUGGAGGCAAUGGUGGCAUGGUGGUCAACAUGUGCUCAAUAUUCGGUUACCAGCCAAGCUACCUUCUGCCGGUAUAUUCCGCCACGAAGUAUGGAGUGUUUGGAAUUACUAAAUCAUUUGCGGCUAUUGCAGAGAUGAAGGAAAAUGGAGUAAAGUUUACAUGUCUCUGUCCCGGGGCUGUCGAUACGGACAUGAUAACUGAUGAAAUCCAACAGUAUAGGAAACAAAUACUCAACACCGACAGCCUGAUGAGUACUGACGUCAUGGUGCAGGCCCUGUUCAAGCUUUUAAAAGACAAUGAUAAUGGCGGCGCUCUUGUUGUUAACGAGCUCAAUCAGGAUAAACAUAUGAAAUAUGUUUAAAGAAAUAUUUACGAGAUUUGAAUAAGGAAAGGAAACUUUAUCUUUCUGUAAUUCAACAAGUAUCUGGUAUACGUUGCAGCAUAGAAAUUAUAUUUUCUUCAAAAAAAGAAAUAAGCUGUUAUCAGAAUAAUCAGAAUACGUACAUAAUAAAUUGUUAGUAUCUUCAUUUUUGUUGCGUAAUAAAGUUUAUAUACUUCAAAGAAAA
Molecule: messenger RNA, 1007 nt
Organism: Pecten maximus
Lineage: Eukaryota; Metazoa; Mollusca; Bivalvia; Pectinida; Pectinidae
Product: 15-hydroxyprostaglandin dehydrogenase [NAD(+)]-like
Exons: 7
Coding region: 65-802 (245 amino acids)
Cellular component (GO): cytoplasm
Molecular function (GO): oxidoreductase activity, acting on the CH-OH group of donors, NAD or NADP as acceptor
Source: RefSeq, a predicted model, not a curated record